CUCUAAUGUGUACAGGACAGGUGUAGCUCUGGGCUUUUUUUUCCUUUAAGGUAUGUUCUACAGCCAACCAGCAGCAAAUAGUGAUAAAGUACUGAGGAGGGAGGGGAGGAGAGGAGGAGGGAAGUUCCUUCACCAACGUUAGCUCCACAUCAGCUCAGUGUGCAGUUCCCAGCCCUGCUCUCCAGCUACCAUUCCAUUAUAGAACUCCAGAGAAGAUCACCUUGAUAAGUGGGUCAACACAACGUUCUACAGAUCUUCUGAUCGCCCUUGUUUCCCUGCUUCUAGUUGUUGGACUAGUGGGCUGGAUGUUUCACUCGGGAAAUUUGUAUCCAGGAUGUUAGGAAUUGUAAAAAUGGAAGGACAUGAAACGACAGAUUGGAGCAACUAUUACCAGGAGACUCAGGAGGUAAGAAAGGCAUCUGCUCCAGGGAAAGAUCAUUUCACAAAAACACUUGGUGUCAGCUGCUGCCUACGUUGUAUGAGAGGAGAAUAGAGAUAGCUGCAGAGAGUUUAGUUUCUCCAGAAUGUGUUAUUAGGCAGAGCUGGCCAGGGAAUUUAGAAGCAGAAAGUGAAAUGAAGCUUCAGUUUCAGCAGGGUGGGAAUCGUUAAACAGAGGUUAGAUGUGACCCCCAGGUGAUACAGCCAACUUGGAGCUAUUGACCUAUUCUAUGUGGCCAGUCCACUCAGCACCCAGUGGGUGAAGAUGAUAGGGAUUGUAGUACAUCAAAGCUGCCCACCUCAGUGUGUUGGGACCCUCUAAUAGUUGCCUGGAGGGGAUACUUCGUGUACCUGGGCAAUAAAGAGGGGUCCAGGUAAUGUAACCUCCUGGGAUUAGAUAGACAGGUCAGAUCUGUUUAAUUUUAUUCUGGAAUAUAACAUGAAGUGGAGGGGAACUUGAUAUAAAGAGUAUUAUGUUAGACACAUUUCUGUAUUUUGUAGAUAAUCAGUUUAGAGAUACUCAGGGUAAUCUGGGUAUUAUUAAUCCCUGUUACCCAGACAUCAGUGUUCUAAUUCCUAAAUAUUGAGCAGCAAUCUGAUACUGUCUCUAUACAGUCACAAGGUAUGUUACCAAUGACACGGUACUCACAUGUCACAAAGCAUUUUAACUCCCAAUUUUAUGCCUGGGGAUACUCUGUGUAAUCCAAUUAAAUGGCAUGUUAUCCCAAAGCUCUCCUUGCGAAUUUACAGUAAUUGUCAACUUAAUAAAGGCAUCGUUUACCCUUCUGGUGCCAUCACAGGGCACAGCUAGCUGGCAAAUAAUUUAGAAUGGGAAGUAAAAACUAGGAGAGACCUUUUAGACUGAAAGGGAGAUUUUUAUCAGCACGAAGAAGGCUCAAAUUAUGUGAGUCACGGUAUUUCGUAAAAUAGAGAUCUUACAACACGCAGAAAACGCUCUCUUCGCCAAAUUAUUAUUAUUAUUAUUAUUAUUAUUAUUUUAUAAACGUUUGCUGUACCUUUAUACACAGUAUAAAAUUAAUUCUUAAAUGUUUCUAGUAUUGAAAAUUAGCAGUGUGAUUAAAGGAUAGAUAGAUAGAUAGAUAGAUAGAUAGAAUAAUUAACAGAACGAUAAAAUGACCCAGGCUAUAAUACUACAGGAUAUUAGAUAUGUUUUUCAGAGUUAUUCACCAGACCAGGCAUUCUUGGGAAGGGAUAAGGCCAAAGUAGCUGAAAUGGAAUAAUCCUAAAAUCUAGUUUUUGUUCCAGCUCGGCUAAUUUGGCCUGGAGUUUAAAGUCACCCCAUCAAUUUCCGACAGUUCUCAGUUAGUGUCUGUCUUAGUACCGAUUGCACGGAGAUAGCAUUCUCUCUGUCACUUGUAAUACAAUGGGAAAUGAACCCAGAAUGAAUCCCAUUUAUCUCCCUAUCUCCACAUCCAUCAAUGAUUACAUUGUGUACAGUCAAUAUUUAGGCGUCUUUUGGGGUCUGGAACGAUGGGAAAUCGACAAACUCAUUGUAUUACAAGUGCCUUAAAUGCAUGAGAGAAACAUCUUGUGUUUAAUUUGGGGCACUGACACUAAAUGAAUCUACAUACUUUGUAUUUAUUAGCAAACUGAGUUUUUAAACAGGAUUCCUUUUAUUGGCGAUCGGUGGAUCUGAUCGUAAUUCUAGGAUUCCUCGCUUUAGAGAAUAAAUUAGAAAUAUCUCUAGAUAGAAUAUUAUAAAAUGCCCUCUGUACAAAAUAUCAGAAUCAUGGCUUUUUAUUGGAAGAAUAAUCUGUAGGUUUAAAGGACAGGUAGUGACAGAAAAAUGAAUCCAUUCCAUUUAGUGCAUUCCUAUAUUAUUUAUUUACUCAAUGUUCCAUUAAGAAUUAUGGUCUAAUAUUUGUCACUAAUAAUAUUACAAAAUGCCAGUAUUUGGUAUAAAUAUACUUUAGAUACUUUUAUAAAUGAAUCAUUUUAAUCAAGUCGCUUCCAAUCUAUUAUGCAGCAUUGGUGAUUGGCACACCGUGGUGGCUCAAGAAGGGUUAAAGAGUGUUCUAUCAAUUCGCAGAUAUUUACAGUUAGACUCAAGGGCAUAAUGAUCACAUGAAUCAGAAUUAGUUUCAGGAAACUUUGAGAUAUUCUGCAAAGCCUGCGUGUAAUAUGACCAUAUGAAAUGUGUGUCUAAAUGUCCCUAUCUUGUGUCUUUACAGGCCUAUUCCUCAGUCCCUGUCAGUAACAUGACACAAGGGCUGGCUACCAUGAACAGCUAUAUGACCAUGAAUCCCAUGAGCUCCAGUGGAAACAUGGCCCAGAGUUCUUUCAACAUGUCCUAUGCCAAUUCUGGGCUACCUGCAGGUCUGAGCCCCAAUGGAAUGGGUGGGAUGAGUGCCGGGUCCGGUGGUGCAAUGAAUGGAAUGGGUUCUGGGGUUCCAACCAUGGGAACUGCCCUGAGUCCCACCAGCAUGAAUGCCAUGAACGCCCCUCAAGGUUCUAUGAACAGUCUGAGUCCAUAUUCCAGUAUGAACCCUGGGAUGAGCCCAAUGGCCUAUGCACCUUCCAAUAUCAACAGGACCAGAGACACCAAAGCCUUCAGGAGAAGUUACCCGCACGCUAAACCCCCUUAUUCAUACAUUUCAUUGAUAACCAUGGCCAUACAACAGGCCCCCAGCAAAAUGUUGACCCUCAGUGAGAUCUACCAGUGGAUCAUGGACUUGUUCCCUUAUUACAGGCAGAAUCAGCAAAGGUGGCAAAACUCCAUCAGGCACUCGCUGUCCUUUAACGACUGCUUUGUUAAGGUGGCCAGAUCCCCAGAUAAGCCUGGUAAAGGCUCUUACUGGACAUUGCAUCCUGACUCUGGAAACAUGUUUGAGAACGGCUGCUAUCUCCGCAGACAAAAGCGAUUUAAAUGUGAGAAGCAACAAGGAGGUAAGGGGUCCCAAGAUGGCAGGAAAGACCAUUCGAGUCCUUCCUCUCCUUUACACCGUGUACACAGUAAGUCCAACCAAAUGGAAAACAGCUCUUCCAUGUCCAAUCCUUCCAGUAGCCCACAUUCUCUAGAACAUGGUGGUCCUAAUGGAGAGAUGAAGCCCCAGGUGACAGCUGGACCAUCACCUAUAUCUUCUCACCCAGCCCAUACCUCCCACUUGACCCACGACUCCCACAUUCACAUGAAAGGAGACCCUCACUACUCUUUCAAUCAUCCUUUCUCCAUCAACAACCUAAUGUCUUCUUCUGAACAGCAACACAAACUGGACUUCAAAGCUUAUGAGCAGGCUCUCCAGCAGUAUUCAUCCUAUGGGGGACCUAUUCCUGCUAUGUCCCUAGGCAGUACUUCUAUGUCUGGAAGGGGUGGCAUUGAACCCUCAGCCCUGGAACCCACAUACUACCAAGGGGUGUAUAAUAGACCAGUCCUAAACACCUCUUAAUCUGCUUCCCAACCACCUCAAGACUUGAAAUAAUACAAUUCAAUGGAAAUUAAGUAACAUUUACCUUAUCCAUGUUAAACGUUUUUCUUUUUUUAAGAAUGAGGACUGUUACCUAAAUAUUGUAUUAAAACAGAAGAAUAUACAUAUGUUAUUUUAAACACACAAAGAACCUGCAGAUUUGGUGUGAUCUUUCCUUGUAACAUAUAGCACAGAGGUCAACAGAGAUGCAGAAAUUUGUAUUUAAAAUGUUUAUUCUGUAUAUAUCGCUCAAUGUCUAUCGAUUUCUUUAGGGCUAGUUUACAAGAGAGUUUUGUUUGCUUUUUUUUCGAAUUAUUUUAUUUUUUUUCUAUUUCAUUUUUUUUAUUCUUGCAGUAAAACCAAGCUGAAAUUGAAUUUAUUCGAUGAAGAAUCUCUGUAUGCAUUUUCAUAAAUAUACUCCAACAUUAUCAAGGGCAAUUCUGCUGUGAAAAAGUUACAUAAAACCUCAGUCCUUCCUUCAGAUGUAAACAUGUCGCUUCACUUGGUGGCUGUAAGUUAGUCUCUUAUAGGUUCUAUGUUAUAUUUGUUACUAUUAUUUCAAAAGGAAGGUACUGUAAGGAUAAUUCGCAGACAGAAUUUUCAUGUGGUUAAAAAUCAAAAAUAUCCAUUCUUGGCAGUAACAUUUCCCACAGUAAUUAUUUCGUUUUGGUGUAUAGGAGAUGUGCUUUUUUAAAUUAUUAUUUGAGAUAAGUGUUAAGUGAAAAACAUAGGUCAUUUCAAAAAAAGUUUUAGAGAGUUCAGUUCUCUCUUUGCUGGGGUCAGACCUCCUUAGACUGGCUGACUCCCCAGAUGACUCCCCAAAUAUAGAUAUAGAGGAGUGGGAAGUAUCCCAUACCAGGGGAUAAGCUAGACCAAGGGCUUUUUUUUAUUGGUGGUUUUUAUUUUUAAUUUUUUUUUUUUUUUUAAAUCUUCUAUCUUAUGUUUUAUGAAUUGUCCACCCCCUAUAUCCAUAAUUUAUUGCAUGGUUUAUACAACGGUUGGUUUCAGUCAAAAUGGUCUUAAAAUAAUGGUUAAUAAAUAAUGCAAAUUGUUCAACUUGGAUUUAAUUUUAUAAAUGUAAUUGUAAUUGAAAAUAUUUUGAUUUCUAAAAGCAAAAAAUAAACAAACAAACAAAAAAAACAGACUUGACGUUUGAGUAUGUCUUUCCUACACAG
This is a messenger RNA of Pelobates cultripes (western spadefoot toad), 5038 nucleotides long. Lineage: Eukaryota; Metazoa; Chordata; Amphibia; Anura; Pelobatidae. The record is from the annotation of a GenBank genome assembly.